This is a messenger RNA of Lecanosticta acicola, 1081 nucleotides long. Lineage: Eukaryota; Fungi; Ascomycota; Dothideomycetes; Mycosphaerellales; Mycosphaerellaceae. The record is from the annotation of a GenBank genome assembly.
AUGAGCGAGAAUGAGUUCAUGAACGGGUCGUCUUCCCUCUCGCCAUCAACCUCAGUGUCGGACCCAUGGAUCUCUCGCUUCGCCAGCUCCGCCUUGCAAGGUCAAUCGAAUGGGCCCGCCGGGAGCGACUCUAUCAUCACGAAGGUAGUCGAAUCCUACGGGAACCCUUCCAAGCCCAUAUGCUUCAAUAUAGGCAACGGAGGGGCCGGCUACACCGGCAUCCUCAAGAGCCUCACCGAUGCAUACAUCUCCGAGCGCCAGAAAGACUUCCGCGUAGGGUGGGUACCCAAUCACAGUCGACACUCCCAGAUCGCGCUCCUGGCUAACGUGGUGCAACUGGCGCUGACCUACGAGCCUGAGAACGAGGACCUCGCCGUUCAAGAGGGAUGGUGCUCGAAAGUCGGGCGAGUUUUCAACGACCACUUCCUGCUAGCCGGGCCCGCGGUAGAUGUGGAUUCACGCAGUGCUACGGCGUUGCUCCGCAGUAUUGCUGAGUCGGGCAGGAAGACGGGCCCGGGCUCCCAAAGCAGAGCGUAUGUUUUCCUCUCCCGAGGUAAGGGACUCCUCUCACUGUGCGAAAUGAAAUGAAUCUCUCCCGUGCCAUUUGCUAAGAAGAGAUUUUCUUGCCUCGACAGGUGACGGCUCUGCCACUUUCGCCAAGGAAAACAGCCUCUUCCGCGCUGCGCAAGUCGACAUGUCGGCCGUUGUCAAGACCCAUCCAUGCACGCCGUAUGAAGCGCUCGUGCAGGCGGAGAAGGAGCAGGCUUUCCUCCUCACCGACCGUGCCACGUUCCUCACGGCCAAGCGUGACCACGCGAUCCCAUCGCUUCGCGUCCACGUCGAGGGAGGCGAGCAGCUCCUCAAUCCAUGCUCGGCCCUCGUCCGCAGUCCCACGCUUUGGAAGGACCGGCGAGGCCUGACUGCGGACGAUGAGGCGCUGGCGUUCGCGCGCUGGUUGUGUGGGCCCUUGGCUCAGAGUAUCGUUGCCGCCUAUGGGAGCGACUGGAAUCUGGGUAAGCCGCUCUUCACUGUCGCUGCGCAGGACGACUUUGUCAAGGAUGACCUUUUGGCAACGUCCUGA